Messenger RNA from Caenorhabditis elegans, 1684 nucleotides. It is a transcript of the gene pigt-1, whose product is annotated as Phosphatidylinositol glycan, class T. Gene Ontology annotation, cellular component: GPI-anchor transamidase complex. Gene Ontology annotation, biological process: attachment of GPI anchor to protein. The coding region runs from base 3 to 1598 and encodes 531 amino acids. The transcript has 4 exons. NCBI's taxonomy places the organism in Eukaryota, Metazoa, Nematoda, Chromadorea, Rhabditida, Rhabditidae. The record is from RefSeq and is marked reviewed.
GAAUGCGGAUACUAACUUCUUAUCUGCUGUUAUCAAUACUUUCAUCAUGCCAUGGGCUUAGCGAGAAUUUCGAUGAAAAAUUGACAUUAUCUCCAGUUAGUAAAAACGAGCUACGUGUUGAUUUUAGGUUUAAUUCCGAGAGAGAAUUCAACAGGAAAACAGAAUCUGGCGAUUAUCUAACAUUCCCACGUAUUAUUCAAGAACUUCUCUCUCGUUAUUCAGUUCGAAAAUUGACUGUAACGAUGGCUCACGGACGUUGGAAUUUAAUUGGAUGGGGACUUCCACCUCAACCGUCUUCUCCAACUGGAGCUCAAGUUUUUGCAGAAUUUGAAGCUGACCAACAAGAAGAUGCCGAUGAACGAAUGAAAUUUUUGGUAGAAGCUUUAAAUGGAGUUCUAUGUACAUCUAUAUCACAUAUCAAUGUUAUCACGAGCCCAGAAUUUAUAGUUCUCAAAAACCAUGGAGGAGAAACAAGUGUUCAUAAAAGAUAUGGUGUUCUGAGUGGUGAGACUACAUGUACUGAAAACUUGACCAGACUCCGGAAGCUAUUAGCUUGUAAAGAGAAUGGUAUCAGUACAUUGCUUCAUCCAUCCAAACUAUACAACUCGGUGUAUCAUUCAUCCCAUCUCGUUGUGGAGCAACAAUGUGACAAAGAUCAAUGCAACUCGAAAAUGGAAGUAGGAGUAUCUGUUGUUAUGCGUAACCCGUCUCAAAAAACUCAACGUCACUGGUCUCUGGCUGAUGUGUUCGAACGAAAACUCGGAUCGCAAUGUAAAGUUGCUCGUAGUAGUAAAAUACAUGUUAUUGGUACUACUGGAGAGAUAACCACGACUGAUGUGAAAAAUCUAACAACAAUCAAUGGAGAAGAACCAUUCGAAUUAUAUAUUCCAAUAACUGAUAUUUCGAUGAAACAAUCAGUUGUGAAAGCGUGGUCUUCUCAGGGAGGAUUCGAGCAGAAACAUGGAGUUUUGACUGUACACAUUACAAAUGACGAAUCAGCUUCGGAAAUUCAUGUAUCACAAAUUAUUCCAUAUUAUGUUCAUUUACGUUACAGUAAAAUCAACUGGAAAUGUGAUAAAAAUGGUGUUCCCCGUAUUGAGAAGAUCUUCAAGAAUAGCAAAAGCUUGGAGGCGCCUACACUACUACAGUACAAAAUGAAACUUUCUGCAGGACAGACUUGUGAACUUACUAUUCCAUUUGAUAAGCAACUUUUGAGACUAGAACAAUACCCACCAGAUGCAAAUCAUGGAAUGCAUAUUCCAGCAGCAAGUGUCUACAUUCAAAAGAGCACCUCAACAUACACAAUUCAUUCGAAUGCCAUCUUGGUCCUUCUACCAGUCCCCGAUUUCUCAAUGCCAUUCAAUGUGAUUUGUUUCGUUGCCACCGCUUUUGCUCUAGUCUUCGGACCAAUUCAACUUUAUUCAACACUUUGGUUGGCACCGGUCGUCAAAAAGUCACAAUGGGGGCGGAAAAUUCAUCGGGCGAUUCUUUUGGCUAUCAUUGCAUUCUGCCUAUAUGCUCAUAUGAUGGAUAUCAAUUUGAACGAAAUUCGACGUGGUAUCGAAACAUAUUUUGAAAAGCUCAACGAACUUAAGUGAUUUUUAUGAUCUGUGUUUUUUCCUCUCUAUUCGGGUAUUUUAAUACGAAUGAUUUACUUAAUAAUCAAAAUAAAUUAAUUUAUUGC